AUGGUGCUCGCACUAGCCCUCAAAGCCGAGCUGAACGGCGUGACCGACCUGCGUCCCCUCGACACCGAGGAUUCGCCCUUUUACUACACAUUCAAGGUGCAAUGCACAUCCUGUCGCGAAACACACCCCAACUGGGUGUCUGUGAGCCGCUUCGAGCAGAAUGAAAUCAGUGGUAGCAAGGGUGAGGCCAACUUUGUGUGGAAGUGCAAGAAUUGUAAGGUCUUUCUCACUGUCCUCCUCGGCGUUAACAUGAUGCUAAUGUCUCUACAGCGUGAACACUCAGCGAACAUCAAGGCCGCGCCGGCUGCAUACGAACGAAAUGACCCACCGAAGACGAAGAACAUCCUCGAGUUCGAUUGCAGAGGGCUUGAGUUUGUCGAGUUCAAGGCUGAUGAGUCAGGCACAAAGUUUGAAAACAUUGAGCUCCACGAGGGCGAGUGGUUCGACUACGACGAGAAGGCGAGCGAGGAGGUCAGCAUCACAAACUUGGUGUGGGAAGUACGACGCGCAUAG
Molecule: messenger RNA, 513 nt
Organism: Macroventuria anomochaeta
Lineage: Eukaryota; Fungi; Ascomycota; Dothideomycetes; Pleosporales; Didymellaceae
Exons: 2
Coding region: 1-513 (170 amino acids)
Molecular function (GO): zinc ion binding
Source: RefSeq, a predicted model, not a curated record